This is a messenger RNA of Gilbertella persicaria, 2332 nucleotides long. RefSeq lists its product as uncharacterized. The transcript is spliced from 8 exons. Lineage: Eukaryota; Fungi; Mucoromycota; Mucoromycetes; Mucorales; Choanephoraceae. The record is from RefSeq and is a predicted model, not a curated record. Gene Ontology annotation, biological process: protein localization to plasma membrane. Bases 29 to 2254 code for a protein of 741 amino acids.
UCUACACUCCUUUUUUUUCCCCAUUCUUAUGUCUUCUAUUGCUUGUCUUCCUUGUGUCCAUAUUAAGCACAUUGCCCUCAUUAAUAAUUGCUAUCCUUCACUCAAGGAAGAAAAGACAAUACCUCGAUCCUCAGAACAAAGUUAUCUUUUGUUUUAUGCGACUUCAAGACCUCAAAAAUUGACCAAAGUAGGAUCCUAUUUACAAAAAAAAGUCGCUCGAGAUAUUCGAAAGGGUCGAAAAGGCCAUGAUCUUGUUUCUUUACACCUAGUGAAAUCCUUAAUUCAAUCAUGUCACCGAGAUUUAAACUUGUUUUCGAAAUCUAUCAUUCAAAUCUUUAGUAUGUUAUUGGACACAAGGGAUUUAGAGGUCAUUGAUCUUGUCUGUGAAGAUUUUAUUGUGUUUUGUUCGUAUCAUGAUGGAAGUACAUUGGGUGUGGAUACUGAAUUCACAUUAGAUUAUGAAGCCUUAUUAAAGAAAUUUGCUGGAUUUUGUACUUAUACCAACAAUGACAGUGAAUUUUCGACCAAAAUGCAAUAUAUUGGUCAUCGAGCUAUUCAGGCUGCCAUUACUUCUUCUGCCUUACAAGCUUCGAAUUUCAAGACUCAAUUAUACAUUCUUUUCCCCCCUCUUAUUUCUACUUUGGUUGCUCAUCCCGAUACAAUUUUAGUUGUAGCAAGUAGUAGUGAUGUGCAACAUUCAGCAUUAGAACAACCAUUGAAUCCUCAAAUGAUUGAAUCUUUGGCUGCUUAUACAACCACUUUAUUAUUUAACAGACUUACAGGCCCUUCUAUUCGAUUCUCUCUUACACCUCUAUUCAAUUAUUUCAAUGAAAACGCAUGGUCUUCUCCCAAUUUUGCGAUAAAUAUGAUCAAACUUGUACUCAAUGCAUUACAACCUCAGUAUCGGUAUUUACUUGUAUCUGACAUCUUGUCUCAUUUAGAGACAGAGCCAUGGACAGAGAAACACAUCAUACUUGUGAGUAUGUUGGACACUAUACUCCAUAGCCAUAGUUCCUUGAUGGGCAUUUCAGUUUUGGAAGUCUUGAAUUCCUUGUUCAAUUUGGUUGUCCAACAUCCUUCUUUAGACACACUUGUCCAUGCUAUUGCUGGGCUUGGGUCUCAACUGUAUUAUACAAACCAGUUUAAUGAUAUGAUUGGUUACUUGAUAUCCAAAUUACGACCUCAUACCUCUCUAGAGACAGUAGACAAGAUGCCUAUUGAAAAAUAUCGUGCAUUGGUCUUGACUUGUUUAGAUAGUGUUGUUCAGGGCUACAAGCAAUGCACGACUGGUGCUGUACCUCUAGAAGCCUGGAGUUCAGGACUAGGUCUAUUGGACGACCCACAUCCUCAGACUCGCCUUGGGUUCAGCAAGUCAUUGUAUGGCUUUCUACAAGCAGUGCCUAUCCAUGCACGCCAUGACAUGUUUCUCAGCAAAUUAGUCUAUACUUUAAUGGACUGGAUCACACUAGACAAUUUCAACAAGUCAGAUCUCAUCUCAUUUUAUGCUUUGCUGUGUUUGCUUGUACGCAUAUUUCGUAUGGAUGCCGUGGUCUUGUUGACACCACUUGUGUUUAAGGUCCAAGACCUGAUUCAAAAAAACCAGAUCACCAAUACUGCUCGUCAAUGGGCUAUUCAGACGGGUCUAGUAGACUGGUUUGGUAUGAUAGCUGAGUUUUAUCAUCUAGAGUCCUUGGCUGCCUAUGUUCAUCAGGUCCAAUCUCAGAGACAGAGUGAGGUUGUGUUGACCGAAUCGUCUAUCCCUGAUACCAUACAAGCAUUUGAUUCAGUAAGUAUGGAUACACAUCAAGUUUGGCUGGAUAGAGGUACGGUUGUUGAAAUCAUGUCACAACAAGAAGAAUUACGGGACGAGACAGAUACGCAUGGAUUGGAACUAGAAGCCAAAUUGUUUGCUGAAUGGGAUUCAGACGCUUUCUUACAACGAAAUCAAUGGAAGCAUAUUUUGCCAGACACAAAUGAACUUAAGCCUCGAUUAGCCAGUCCAUGGGAAUACCCUAAUACUAAUGAGCCAUCAUCCCUUCUGCCUCAAGAUAAAAAGAACAAUAUUGGUGUAUCUCAUCUGAAAGAAGCCCUUGUAGGACAAUUCACGGAAGAUGAAGAGACAGACUCAAGUAAUUCAAACCCUUCCCUUAAACGAACCAAUACUGAAAUGAAUGCCUUUCUAAAUGAACUCACAUUGCCUCGGAAUAAUCCUAUGGCACAAAGUACUUUAUCUCUUGUCAAUCCACCUUAUUAGUUUAUUUCUUUCUCUUUUUGAACUCAUUACCUGCUGCCUACAAAUGGAUAUUAAUACAUACUUAUAUACUAUGCUACU